AUGGCGAUUGACAAGGACUUUUUAGCGAAAACGCAGUUCAAGAAGGACAUCUUCAAAGGGAAAGUGGUGUUUGUUACUGGCGGAGCUGGCUCCAUUUGCCGUGUUCAGACGGAAGCGAUGGUUCUGCUGGGUGCCAAUGCAGCGAUCCUUGGUAGAAACGUUGCCAAAACAGAGACAGCUGCUAGCGAAAUCUCCCAGCUGAGACCUGGUGCCAAAGUGCUAGGGUUGGGCGCAACAGACGUGCGCGAUGUGCACAGCAUCGUGAAGGCUGUUGAGAGAACGGUUGAGGAGCUGGGACGCAUUGACUAUGUCAUCUGUGGUGCUGCUGGUAAUUUCAUCUCUGACUUCAACAAUCUGUCAGCCAAUGCGUUCAAGUCUGUCGUGAGUAUCGACCUGCUGGGGUCUUUUAACACGGUCAAGGCGUGUUACCCACAGUUGGUGAAGAACAAGGGCUCGAUCAUCUUCGUAUCGACCACGUUACACUAUGUUGGCGUGCCAUUCCAGUUACACGUUGGUGCUGCGAAAGCCGGCGUGGAUGCUCUUUCAAACGCACUUGCUGUGGAGCUGGGGCCCCUGGGAAUCCGUUCCAAUUGCAUCGCACCAGGUUUGAUCCAGGAUACUGAAGGCUACGAUCGGUUGAGUGCCGGGAAGUCGUUGAAGGAACUGACGCAGAGAAUCCCACUGCAGAGACCAGGCUUCAAAGAGGACAUUGCCAAUGCAACGGUGUUUCUGUUUAGUGAUGCAGCAAGCUACAUUUCCGGUGAUGUGAUGGUUGUUGAUGGUGCUGCAUGGCACCUAGGACAGUCUCCAAUCCUGGAUAUGUACCCAGAGAUCGUUACCAAGAGACUCCUUGCACCACCAAAGCUGUAA
Messenger RNA from Williopsis jadinii, 870 nucleotides. RefSeq names its product 2,4-dienoyl-CoA reductase (NADPH) (gene SPS19). Gene Ontology annotation, biological process: fatty acid catabolic process. NCBI's taxonomy places the organism in Eukaryota, Fungi, Ascomycota, Saccharomycetes, Phaffomycetales, Wickerhamomycetaceae. The transcript has a single exon. Bases 1 to 870 code for a protein of 289 amino acids. The record is from RefSeq and is a predicted model, not a curated record. Gene Ontology annotation, molecular function: 2,4-dienoyl-CoA reductase (NADPH) activity.